Messenger RNA from Alosa sapidissima (American shad), 1426 nucleotides. RefSeq names its product probable G-protein coupled receptor 139. The record is from RefSeq and is a predicted model, not a curated record. The coding region runs from base 133 to 1254 and encodes 373 amino acids. Gene Ontology annotation, molecular function: G protein-coupled receptor activity. NCBI's taxonomy places the organism in Eukaryota, Metazoa, Chordata, Actinopteri, Clupeiformes, Clupeidae. Gene Ontology annotation, cellular component: membrane. Gene Ontology annotation, biological process: G protein-coupled receptor signaling pathway. The transcript is spliced from 3 exons.
CCGCCUCCCUAUACAGCCGAGCUGUCGGGUGGUGUAGUGGCCAGUUGGACUAACUGUCCGUCAGAUCACUGCGCUCCACCGUCAGACCCUCCCUCUCCAGAGUAUUAUCAUGUGUGAUGUUAACCUGUGCUGAUGAGUGGAACAAUGGAUGGAUCCACUAUUUUCAUCGCCGUCCAGAAAGUGUACUACCCACUGCUGUGCAUCGUGGGUAUUCCAGCUAACCUUUUCACUUUCUACAUGAUCCGCUUCCGUAAAUGUGGCAUGUCGGCAACAGCGGUCAUCUACCUGAGCUGUUUGGCCAUCAUGGACACCUGCUACCUGGUGUGGGUGAUCCUGCUGGACCUGUGCCUCACCUUCCUGCAGCUGCAGCCCUUCUGGCACUCGCACCCCUGGUGUGGCAUCAUGGGUAUUCUGCAGUACGGUGCUCUGUACAGCUCCUCCUGGAUCGUGGUGGUGUUCACCAUCGAGCGCUACCUGGUCCUGAGCGUCACGGCCGCCACACAGCGUUUCACGCGCCCGCGCACCACCGUGCUCACCUGCGUGGCCAUCGUGGUGGUGUCGCACCUGGUGUCCUUGCCCAUGGGCUGGAUCAACGAGGUGACGCCGGUCAACCAGACGCUGGACACGGGGAACGUGACGCUGCCGCGCUGCCACUACCGGGAGGCCGUCUACUCCACCGUGAUCGUGUGGGUCACCUCCUUCCUCUCGGCCGGCGUCCCCAUCGUCCUGGUCAUCAGCUACAACUCGCUCAUCGCCUACCACCUGUGCCGCUCCAGCCGGCUCUUCACCCAGGAGGAGUGGCGCACUAUCCGCGGCUCCAACACGCAGGGCAUGGUGCGCCGGACCAUCAUCCUCCUGGGCACGGUGUCGGUGGCCUUCGUGGUGCUCAGCCUGCCGCGCUUCGUCACCUACUGCAUCCUGCGCACCCAGUACAACCACAAUGACUUUGACCGCAACGACUACGCGCUCGCAAUCAACGUGGCCAGCGACGUGGCCAACAUGCUGCAGAACCUCAACUCCACCACCAACUUCCUGCUGUACUGCGUGGUCAGCCGCCGCUUCCGCCAGGAGCUGCUGGGCACGCUGACCUGCAGGGUCAAGGCUCAGGAGCUCAGCUCGUUCAUCACACAGAACACCAUGAAAGUCUUCGCCGUGGCCCAUCACAACAGCAGGAGCCCUGCCAGGGAGCCCAUCCAUGUGGUCCUCACGGAACACAAGCGAAUAGAGUCGUUUUCACACUGUGAGAGACCGUAGGGUCUUUUUGAACAUUGGGAGAGACCAUAAGGGACAGUGUGAGGAAGACUCUCAGGAACUGGAUCAAUUUUCAGCUGAUUAAAAAAUGGAAGAAAAAAAAUAAAGUUAACAGCAGAUUAAACUAUCAGUGUUGAUAUUGAUUGAUGUAGUAUUUAGUAUUGAUUUAGUAUGA